Messenger RNA from Salvelinus sp. IW2-2015, 10220 nucleotides. NCBI's taxonomy places the organism in Eukaryota, Metazoa, Chordata, Actinopteri, Salmoniformes, Salmonidae. The record is from RefSeq and is a predicted model, not a curated record.
UACGUGCACGAGCUAAACUGUUUGCGUAGCGAGAUGUUGAAAAUGGCGGAGUAUAGAGACCAACGCGACAAUUAAAAUAUUAGUUAACCGUGAAUGACAAUUUCAAAACAAACGCAAGUUCUAUUUCGGAAUAACUUAAUUUAAGGAGAGACAUGGAGUAUAGUUGAACACAUCGAAUUGGUUUUGAAACUGGCUUUGAAUUAGCUAGCGUUGCUAAUCUCGCUAGUUUCAAUAGUGUGAUUUUUUUUUUUUUAUCGCAGGUUUGUUUGUCAACAUUAGAUGACGUUUAGCCACCAACCAACUUUUCCCUUACCAGUGCCAAACUACAGCACCAGAUCACAUUGUCCAUAGCGUGUGGAAGAGACUUUUACGGAGCGGCGGAUCAGAAAAUCAAGGCAACCGAACUAAUGUUAGCUGGUUGGCUAACUCACGGCUUUAGCUGACAAAUAUUUACAUUAAAUUAGCCACCUAAUGCAUAGUAAUUGCGCAUCUAACGUGACAACUCUGAUAGCUAGAUUGCAUUGAAAUCGAAUAAAUACAGAAGAGAAUCACCAAUCAACUUAUAAGGGGCCUGAGAAACAGGUCCAGCUCGCUCGCCCCUCCCCAAGUGGGAUGGUGCUACAUGACGGGGAGGCCAUGGCGCCGUAGCCCCCUUUCCUGGAUCCUGCCAGCCACACCACCACCCCCCUCAGAGCAGAGGACCACUGCCACAGCAGCCCCCCCCAUGUCACCCUGUGGAGCCCUAGAUCAAGUGUGCUAAAGCUCAGAAUGAGUGCUGUAGGGGAAAGGGCACUGGACCCUGCCACGUCAGAGCCUCGUAAGAGGAAGGGCUCGCUAUGCGACAUCUCAGGCCAGAGUGUGGAGAAGCGGCGGCGAGAGCUGGAGUGUCGUUACAUAGACGAGCUGGCCGAGCUCCUGUCUGCCAACAUGGGCGACAUCGCCAGCCUCAACGUCCAGCCAGACAAGUGCCACAUCCUCAAGAGCACCGUGGACCAGAUCCAGCAGAUCAAACGGCGCGAGCAGGAGAAAGCGUCUCUAAUAUCGCCAGAGGACAAGGUGCAGAGGAGUGACAUUUCGUCCAGUAGUCAGGGCAUGGUGGAGAAAGAGGCUCUGGGGCCGCUGCUGCUCGAGGCCCUGGACGGCUUCUUCUUUGUGGUCAACCGCGAGGGCCGGAUCGUGUUUGUGUCAGAGAAUGUGACGAGUUACCUAGGUUACGCCCAGGAAGAGCUGAUGACCUCCAGCGUGUACAGCAUCCUCCACGUGGGAGACCACAAUGAGUUCAUCCGCAACUUGCUGCCCAAGAGCCUCGUCAACGGGGUGCCGUGGCCCCAGGAGCAGGGCCGGAGGAACAGUCACACGUUUAGCUGCCGGAUGCUGAAGAGGCCCCCUGACGAGGUGGACUCAGAGAACCAGGAGGCACGGCAGCAGUACGACAUCAUGCAGUGUUUUACUGUCUCCCAGCCCAAAGCCAUGCAGGACGAGUGAGAUGACCUGCAGACCUGCCUGAUCUGCAUAGCCUGUCGGAUGCCUCGCCCCCAGCAGCUCCCCGCUAUCAGCACUGAGUCCUUCAUCACCAAACAGGAUCCCACAGGGAAAAUCAUCUCCAUAGAGACCAGUGCUCUGCGGGCGACGGGGCGACCAGGRUGGGAGGACCUGGUCAGGAAGUGCAUCUACGCAUUCUUCCAGCCACAGGGGAAAGAACCCUCCCACGCCAAGAAGCUGCUCCACGAGGUGAUGACCCAUGGCACGGCCAUCAGUCCUCUUUACCAGUUCAACCUGAGCGACGGGACCCCCCUCAGCGCUCAGACCCGCUGCAAGUUCUGCUGCCCCCCCAAAUCCGACGUUCAGCCCUUCAUCAUGGGCAUUCACACUAUUGACAGGGAACACAACACUGCUAGCUCUCAGGAAAACACUAACUCCAGCCUUCUACUGACCCAUGGGAGCCCUGCUUCCUCCCACCCUUCCCGUUCCCCUGCCCUACCGGCGGGCAUCGAGGCCAGCCAAGCCCCAGGCCCCACCUCUAGCCUCCAUCUCAACAACGGAAACAGCUCCGGCACCACCGCCCCCACCACACCCACCAGCCAUUCAGCAGGGUACCUGACGCCCAACCGGUUGUGUCCUCAGCAGGUCAACAGCCCCUCACCCCUGGGCAGCCCCCUCACAGCCAUCCCUACCUCAUUCAUGUCGCCCAGGCCCCCCAGGGGCAGCCCGGGGCUGGGCGGCAGCCCGCGCGUCCCAGGGAACCCCUUCUCCCCUUCCACUCCUGGCCUGCACUCUCCGAGGAAGGCCAGCACCCCACCAGCUCCCCAACGCGCCCUCCCCCCGCAAAGCCCCCUGAGGGAAAAGGAGGAGGUGGGGGAGGAGAGUACCUGGGGGGUAACCAAACUCAACCAGCUCCUGGACAAUGGCAGACACGCUGACGGAGCGCCACAAGAUCCUCCACGCCUCCUGCAGGACAGCAGCCCGACCGAGGGCGGCAACGGCAAGGAGUCUGAGAUCAAGAAGGAGCCUCCUGCCAGCCCUGCCACCGCCAACCCCAACGGACCCCCCACCACCCCCAGGACCACCAAGGGCCACGGGACACUACGCCCUGUGCUGCAGCCUGCGCCACCCCAAACCCAAACCCAGUCCUGCAGACAGCAGGCCGCCAGAGACCCGUUCCCCAGUGGACCUGCUGACCUGGACCCUCUCAGCCAGCUGUUGCCCACCCUCAGGGGCCCCGCUGGGGCCAAGCAGGGCAGCGAGGAGAAGGGUGACCCUCAGGCCCUGUCGUCCCAUAGCCCCCAGACCCAACCUCAACCUCGGCUCCAGUCACCUCCACAGCCUCGGCUUCAGUCCCCCUCCCAACCUCAACCCCAACUUCAGUCCCCUACUCAGGUCCAGCCUCAGAACCAUCUUCAGUCCCCUCUCCAGUCCCCUACCCAUCUCCAACCCCAGAACCAGCUUCAUUCCCCUUUCCAGUCCCCUACCCAUCUCCAACCCCAGAACCAGCUUCAAUCCCCUACCCUACUCCAGCCCAGCGAGGCCAACGUUCCCAGAGCCAUGAGCGUGAAGAGGGAGCCUCCCCGAACACCAAGCCGAGGGCUCACGGAUGUCUCCUCCAGCCUGCAGAACCAGUCACACUUUGACUUCUGCAGCCCCACCACCCCCAGCCAGGGACAGGGACAAGGGGAGCCCUUCCAGACACCGAAAGACAGCAGCAGCCCCUACACAGAGCCUGGACUCAUGAACUCUUUCAACUCCAACACCGGGUUGUCUAAGAUGGAGACGGACUCUCAGCAGUUCCGGCCCCUGGCCCUGACUGACUCUCUGUCCUUUGAUGGAGGCAUGGGAAACCCCGUGCAAGCCUCUCUGGCCUCCCCUCAGGAGCAGUGUGUCCCGUGCCCGCUGGACCAGCUGCUGUGCCCCCCCACCACCCCAGAGGGUCGUAACGAUGAGAAGGCCCUCCUGGACCAGCUGGUGUCCUUCCUGAGUGGGACGGACGAGAGCGAGCUGGCAGAGCUGGACCGAGCCCUGGGCAUCGACAAGCUGGUACAGGGCGGCUGCUUUGACCCCACCCCUCAACGGUUUCCCUCCCAGCCCCCUGCCGCCACCCCCAUCUCCAUGGACCCCAAGCUGCCUGGCUACCCCUCUCAGUUCAGCACUGGCUCCCCUGGCCAGUUCCCUCCAGAGAUGGGGCAGGGUAUGGGGGUCUUUGGGGCACCCAGGGGGGCCUUCCCCGGGGGCAUGGGCAGAGCGCCUGGCGUUGCCAACCAGCUCCGACUGCCACCCAACCAGCUGAGGUUACAGCUGCAACAGAGGCUGCAGGGCCCACAGCAGCUGCAGAACAGGCUGGCUGCCAUGAGCCAGUUCCCAGGGGGAGCUCACGUUACCAUGGGGAUGCGUCAGGGAGUGCAGCAGCCUCAUAUACCCUCUCAGCCUCCUCUAAACGCCCAGAUGCUGGCCCAGAGGCAGCGGGAGCUCUACAGCUUCCAGCACCGCCAGAGGCAGCUCCUGCAGCAGAAGGUCAUGUUGAUGAGGCAAGGCAUGGGGACCGGGGGGCCUAUUGGGGCCACCAGGGGACAAAAAGGACCCCAGCCACAGCAACAACAGUUUAGCUACCCUCCAGGCUACAGCCCCAUGUCAGGAAACCCACCCAGCUCUCCCAGCCUCUUCAAUCCCAUGGGAGGGCCCCUGGACCCCAAGCUGUCGGGCCUGGGCCCCAUGGGCAGCCAUUCAGCCAUGAUGGGUGGGAUGCAGGGACAGUUUGGGGGGGUGAACUCGGCGGUCCAGCCUGGGCUCUUCCAGCAGUUUGGAGGACCGGGUAUGGUCCAGCAAGGAGACCCCUCGUUCCCUCUAGAGCUCAGUCCCACCAGCCCCUUGCUGUCCCCUCAGAACUCCACCUCCCAGAGUCCUCUGCUCCAGCAAGCCCAGCCUCCUCCUGGGUACCAGUCACCUGACAUGAAGAGUUGGCAGCAAGCUGGCAUGGGCAGCAACAGCUUAUUCAGCCAGUCUGGUCAGACGACGCCCCAGGCCUUUGGGCAACAYGGGGUCUACAACAACAUGAGUAUCACCGUGUCAAUGGCAGGAGGCUCAGGGGGUGUGGGCUCACUACCUCCCAUGGGACCACCCGUUGGCCUGGGCAACAGUAACCUUGGCAACUCCAUGUGUAACGAUCAGGUACAGCAGGUUCAAGUGUUUGCCGACGUCCAGUGUACGGUGAACCUGGUGGGCAGCGACUCCUACCUAAACCAGCCGGGGUCCAUAGGCCCCCAGAAAGGACCCCAGGGGCCUCAGAGCAGCCAGUCCCAGCAGAAGAGCCUCCUCCAGCAGCUCCUCACAGAGUGACUCCUCAGCUCAGCUGCCUGCCAGCGGAAAGGUUCUCCAUAGACCACCACAACCUCUUUUCUUUUUCACCUUUGGUUUUAGACAGCUACCUGCUGGACUGGUUAGGAAGGCCCUGGGAGGGAGACUGAGGUCCAGGUAACAGCGUGUCUGUCUACCUGCCUGACAGCCUCAGCCCGUACCGUAAGACCGCAACGAUCGUUCAGCACUCAUUCCUGGUUACAUACUUUCAACACAAAGUCUGCUUCCUGUUCUGAGAAAGGAAUCAGGUUCCGGUUUUGCCAAGUCGUCGCGGUCGUCAAAACAUGACCUGGUUCCUUAUUGGCCCGUUCCAUCAGGCCGUCGCAGCAGUACGUUUUGGGAGUGCGAGCAGCGUGCAGCUGAGCUCAGCUUUGGGUGGUUAACCCGUCGUCUCGCCUUUUUGCCUCGCGCGGGGCAGGUGGGGCAGGUGGGGCGAUGUUGUGGGGACAACGUUUUAAGAAUGUUAGGUUUUUAACCUCUGCAAUGGAAAGCUCAGUUUCAGCUGGAUCUGUGACUGACUGGCUCUCUCCACUGCAGUGCCUGAUGGGAGGAAGUUCCCAGCUCUCGUUUUUGUUUUUCUGUUCUCGUCAUCUGCGUCGUCAGGACAACAAGCAUCACGGCCAGGAUGGGAUGGGAGACUGCUCUGCUCUGUUCAGUUGGCAACACUGUCUUUCCUGGGAGGGCAUUUUCUAACUACCUGACUGUCAAACUAACUGUCUGUCCUACACAUUUUUCUCCCCAGCGUCUGUGAAUACGAGCCACAAUGGGCUCUCUUUGACCUGUCAGUGUUGUUUUUCCAUGUAGAACCGUGCAGCUGGGUAGUAUUGUCCAGCAAGGAUGAGAUGAAUUCACACUAUCUACUUUCCUUUCAAAAGCGUAAUUUAAUUACUCUAAAAAGCAACUGUCAUUUUGAGCUCAAACUAUACAUUGCGAUUCAUUGCAGGUUUUUACCCCCCUUUAAAAAAAAUUGCGGCGUCUAAGAUGUCAGUUAUGUUUUAAGGCGACAUUUGGCAUUAUGAAAAUGUAACACUGCUAAAUGUUGUGGUGGGGAAACUGUCUCUGUAUUCUGUAAUGUGAAAAAAGAAAAUCUUGGUAUAAGAAUUUUUGCGAUUGAUUUAGAAAUGGCUAGCUCUGCUCUUUUGGCAUCCCAUUGAAUGUUUCAAUAUUCUUAAAUUAACCUCGAAACAAACAGGAGUGGAUUAUCAAUAUCACACAAAGACAUGAAUAUGUUGUAGCUAGUAACAGUAGAAUUUCCUCACUAAGAAGUGAUGGAUGUUGAAUGGGGUGUUGUCUUGGAAACACAGCUCUCUCUCUCUCUCCGACUCUGCCCGUGAUGAUGUCACUCCACUGGCCGCACACUACAGCUCUUUUUGACUGCUCAUGUGACCUACUGUUGCCCAGUCAGACACUGUCUAUCAGCGCUAACCUCUGUUGAUAUUUACUAUACACAUUCAUUCACAUAAAGUCCUGCCAACAAACACAAUGUUUUUAUAGGAGUAAACAAGAACCUAUUAACAAGCAAUAACCAUAAUUGAAGAGACAAAAUAAAUGUUUUGCGGCGUUGUAAUGAUAAUGAAAAAUCAAGUCUACUUUGUCUUCUCUGCUCUAUCCCGGGUACCUGUAUUUCUGAUUAACAAGGCUUUCUAAAGGAUAACUGUUAUUAUCCAACUAGAUGUCUCACUGCUGUGUAUAUACAAGGUAUUUCACAAGGUGUGCAACAUUACCCGAGCACAGCUAAUAACCGAGGAGGGUUAGGGAUGAUCAGUUGAAAUAGCAUGUAUGAUCACCAUCCUCCUCCGGAGACCUCAAACUGAACACCAACUCAAACUGAACGCCAAUGUUCUAUGAUUUGUGAAUCACUUUAUGUACAGUUUCAAUGGUGUCUGUGUGCGUGUGCUUUAUACUGUACCCAAACAGUGGCUCAGGCGUCCUCACCAUACAACUCAAAUUCAACCUGAAAAUGGGAUCAUUUUGUGUGAUGUCGAUUACAGUUGACAUGAAAAGCUGGUAGCAAUUUCCAAUUUGAAUACUUUUACAGAAAAAAACAUUUGUGAAACAGAUAAACCUUGAUUUUACAUACCAAUUGUUCCUGUGUAUUUUAAGAAACUUAAAAUGUUGCUUUGCUUUUACCCUAUUGCAUAUAUAAUUAAAUGAGGUAUUUCAGUUUCCUUCUCUUCUGAUAAUGUUACAUUUUUCUUUUCUAUUUGAACGGGCCGUGGGUUAACAGUUAGUAUUUAUCAAGGUUAAAGCCAUUCCUCAGCCACUGUUUGGUUCAUGUAAAUAAACAUACACUUUACAAAACACACGGAAGAAACACAAAUUAACAACAGAAUGUUUGUGGAAGGAUUUCAUUUGUUUUCAGUAUACGUGUACUAUAUGGGGUACCAGCUAAAGGUUUCACACUCACAGAAGUAUUACAAAGGAUAACGUGUUUUUUUUUUCAUCUUCACAUUCUCCAGCCUUUGCUCCUCAUUGAGGAACAGGCAUUUCUGUAUGGAUAGUGGUAAUAGAACUGCAUCAAAUGUGGAAGUUAAUCCGAUCUGUUAAUAUCAACUGUUUAGCAUUUGGGAUAUAAUAUGCCAAAUUCAAAGCACCAUUAGACAACGCUCAUUAACAAACAGACAUUACUUUAAGCAAGACCUGCUCAAUGGCAGAGACAGUCCAUUCAGUACAGGUACAAGGUAAAUAUUUGAACUGGUUCUUCAACAUGUUAACAUGUAUAUAACAGACAAUGUGAAUAUGUAUUUGUUCAGAAUCAACAAAAUGUAGUGCUCCAAGUUUGUGGUAUUAACUACUCGCUUCCAUUUUAUUUUAAAUUUUUUCAUUUUGAUGUAUAUUGACUGAGUGUGUGUAUGUAUGUGAUUAAUACUGUGUAUCUGGUGUUUAAGAUGGAAACCGAUUAUGUCCUGAUUUGAUUUCUUCUUCUUUUUAGAUACCUGCAAGUUUUCCUGUGGGUGUUGUUCAGACUGCUCUUUAUGUGAGGGAAUGGUUUAGCGACUGCUGAAUGUGAUUUUACUGAGAGAGAAGCAGCAUGGAUUGGCUUUUGUACGGGUUCAUUUAAAAAGGCCAUAUUAUUUAAUUUAUCUGUUAUCAAAAAGUUUAAACAGAUCUGAGAAAGUGGAACCUUGGAUUCUGAGAAGCAUGGCUUCGGUAGUUAAGUGGGCUUUUGUAGAUCGCCUGAUGUAGUUUUUUGCAUUUUCAGAAGUAAUGACCAAAGCUUCAAGAUGUUUAAUUCAUAUCAUAUGCAAGCCUCAUGCAAUUGGAUGAGACAAAAUGUAGCGUUUGUUAAAUUUUCUAAAAUGAAAUAGUCUCAUGCCUAUACAUACUAGCUCCUCUUUGACCACAUGACUAAUUUGUGGUAGUUUGUGCUUUGCCUGUUUGUCCUUUAUUUCCUUUUUGACACGUUUUGUCCUAAGAUACUGACAAGUGACCUAUCAGCUAUAGUAUUUUUAUGUAACUUGUAUUCUUUGGAAUUUCCCAAAGUAUGAUCAGUUAGAAACUUAUUCUCCCUGUUGCCAUUGACUCCUAGCAAAGAUGCAAAAAGUAUUGUAUGGCCUGACGUGCUGUCAUUGUUUACAGGAAGAGAGAACGUUGCAACAGCUAGCUAUGCACCUUAGCGAAAAGCAUUUAUUUUACACUGAUUUAAGUAUUCAAAGCCACACUAGAAUCUGAAUCAAUUAUUUAAAUCAUGGUAUUUUCAGUCAUUAGUUUCUUGAAGAGAAGAAAAAAAAACUACCUAACUUUCGUUUUUUUAACUUAAACUAGUGUUGUUGAUAAUUGUCUGAUCUAUCAACUGAAUCUCAUUAAAAAAUAUUAAUGUAUUUAGCUGAAUACUUUAUACCAAAUUUGAGGUGCCUCUUGUAUAUAUUUUCUGCAUAGAGGACUGCUCCUCGCUGUUUGAUGAUAAUGUUAAUGACGAUUUUCUUAUCUUUACCUUUAUAAAACAAGUUUGCUGUAUUUUACAUGACUUUUUUACUAAAUAUCUAAAUAUUCCAGGAAUUUGCAAGAAAUACAAUCUAGUUUUGCACUUUAUAUCAGAAUUAUUAAGAGGAAACAGGCCAUCAUGAAUACUGUUCAAAUCAGAUUACUAUUUCACGAUUAGGAAGAAAAAAAGGAAAUCCUCUGAAUGUAUUAGAAAGUAAAAUAUUGAUCUGACUUUUCUUUAGUAAUCCUAGUCAUUUCUCAGGUUCUUAAAAACAAAGAACUUGGUUGUAUAGCCCAUCAAUAUGAUGACUAAAGAGAAGUGUACUUUCUCUACUACUAAUCUAUGUAGUUUCAGUUCACUCUGCCACAGAUCCUCAAUCUAAACUAUGCGUAUCUUCUUCAGGUGAUCCACUGCCCCUUCCCUCGGCCAUCAGCUAACUAACGCGCUUACACUCAUACGUCUUGUCUUGCAGCAGCUUCAACUGUUCAAAACAUUCCCCCUCAGCUAUGCUCCCUGCAAUUAUUGUACUCUGCUAUAUAGUGUAGCAUCAGUUCUAUUCAUUAUGUUUCUAGGCUUAGUAAUACCUACCAAGCAGUAACAGCCCUACAUACGUUUACUGCUAUCACUUUUGCAUUUCUUCGCCACCUUAUCACAUACUGUCUAAUACAGAAGUAACAUCCUUAGAUAAGAGUACUGCACUGUACCCUACACAGAUAUUACCUCUCAACUGUUAGAUUAUUGGAGCAACUGUUUGCUGAUGAUGUUUGUCAAGUAUUAUAUGUGCUGCCUUAUCGAGACUGAAGUUGGUUGUGGUUGGAGAACUCAAAAGCUUGUAUCUCGCCACUUAUAAGGGCAAUGAUUUCUCAUUGAAACGAGGUUCCACUUUUUCCCCUGUAAAAAUAAUAUAAAUAUAUGUAUAUAUAUCUAUAUAUAUAUAUAUAUAUAUAUAUAUAUAUAUUUUACACAUUUUGUCCAGUUAUGUUUAUUAUACUUGUAUAAACUUGUUUUUAAAGAGGCAUCGGAGCAGCUGUGUAGGACAAUAUGAAUGAAGUAUCUGGAAGAAUUAUGCAUGUUUUUAUUUCUGUGUCCAGGUGGAAUACCUGGGAUAAAUCCUACCUUUUCUUAGGACAUUGUAGACAAUCAGUCUCAGGCUGGGUCCAGUACCUACAGGGGGUCCCCCCUGUAGGCUGAAAAACAAACCGUUUUUGCAUCUACUGAAAUGUCUUAUUUGUCUGUCCGUUUUUUUGGGGAGGUAUGUGGCUGCUCAGACUGGGAUUAGUUCAAAGUUUACACACUUCUACACAUACACCUCGUGCGUUCGGUCCCUCUGUUGCUUUUCCAAGGUGAAGAUGCUGACCUUGAAAGUAAAUGAUGCUUUGACUAACAAAUCUAUAACAUCCAUGAAUGUGAGAAUGCAACACAUCGCAAUAAAAGCACCGUGUAAAACAGG